AUUCCAAGUGACAUCGAAGGAGCAGAGCUAGGUAUCACAUCCGAUGGUUUCUUUGAAGACCUCGAUGAAGAACAGCCGAAAAAAGUGGUUGUGGUGGGUGGUGGAUACAUUGCUCUAGAAUUUGCGAUGUUAAUGCGUGGACUGGGUUCAGAUGUGUCUAUCUUGCAUCAAGCAUGGCCUGUGCUAGAAGGGUUUGACUCAAGCAUCCAAAAAGCAUUACGAGCCCAGAUGGAGUCUGAUGGUAUUCAUAUCAACGAUAAUGGGAUCAUUAAUAAAGUUGAAAAACAGGAAGAUGAACGCCUCACGAUUCACUUUGAAGAUGGCUCGCAGAUUAACGAUGUAAAUGCCUUAAUCUGGGCAAUAGGUCGUCGCCCAAAUACCGACAAUAUUGGUCUAGAAAAUACCAGCGUCGAAGUAGCUAAGAACGGCAUGAUUGUUGUCGAUGAUGAAGAGAAAACUAAUGUGGCGGGUAUUUAUGCUAUAGGCGACAUUAUUGGUAAAGCACCGUUAACACCGGUGGCGAUU
Molecule: messenger RNA, 525 nt
Organism: Priapulus caudatus
Lineage: Eukaryota; Metazoa; Priapulida; Priapulimorpha; Priapulimorphida; Priapulidae
Product: glutathione reductase-like
Exons: 1
Biological process (GO): cell redox homeostasis; cellular response to oxidative stress; glutathione metabolic process
Cellular component (GO): cytosol
Molecular function (GO): glutathione-disulfide reductase (NADPH) activity; flavin adenine dinucleotide binding
Source: RefSeq, a predicted model, not a curated record